Dreissena polymorpha is the source of this 1716-nucleotide messenger RNA. RefSeq names its product myo-inositol 2-dehydrogenase-like. The transcript has 10 exons. The record is from RefSeq and is a predicted model, not a curated record. Lineage: Eukaryota; Metazoa; Mollusca; Bivalvia; Myida; Dreissenidae. Gene Ontology annotation, cellular component: cytoplasm. Gene Ontology annotation, biological process: NADPH regeneration. The coding region runs from base 161 to 1213 and encodes 350 amino acids. Gene Ontology annotation, molecular function: nucleotide binding; oxidoreductase activity.
AGUAGACACGCGUUUGACUCUCAAAGUAGCAUACGUUUACAGUUCAAUAUAUAGGCAAACGCUUGUGACUAGUAAAAUCUUUCAUAGUAGGAAAGUAAUUAACAGUUUUAAGGAUGUAAGCAAAACUAUUAUUGAAUGUCAACGGCCAUAACUUCGCAGCAUGUCGUUACAGACAACACCGGUUAGGAAAAAUAAGUACUCUGUUGGAAUGUUUGGUUGCGGCCGAAUCGCAGGUGUCCACCUGACAAACAUACUACGCAAUAGAAGGCUGGAUCUGAAGUGGAUCGUAGAAAACGACGAGAAACGAAUCCAACAAGUGAAAGAAGAUUUCCAUAUUGGAUCGGAAAUACCGUUCUAUAAGUCAUCCGAACGAGAUCGACUGUUAGCGGACGAAAGUCUGGAUGCGGUUGUGGUCGUAUCGCCCACCAGCACACACACGGAAUACAUCGUGCAAAGUCUGAAAUACGGAAAUGAUGUGUUCACCGAGAAACCAGCCGGAGAGUCUGCUGCAGACAUAAAGCUUUGCUACGAAACUGCAGAGAAAACGGGACGUAUUCUCCUGACGGGGUUUCAAAGGCGUUACGAUGAGUCAUUCCGAGACGUGAAGACUGCGAUUGACAGCGGGCGACUGGGCAAGAUACAGGCGAUCAAAACAACCACGAGAGACUCGCCAAAACCGUCGUACACUUUCCUGAAAUCUGCAGACAGCACCGGAUGCAACAUCCUGGCGGACCUCUGCGUUCACGACAUCGACAUGAUCGUGUGGCUCACCAAGGCACAGCGGCCCGAGUCCAUCUACAUCAACUGCCACGUGCACGACCCGGCGUUGCAGGAAUGCAGGGAGCCUGAUGCGUUGGCUGGUCUCAUAAAAUACCCGGACGGCACUUUGGUAACCAUGGAUGCCUUCAGAGAAAGCGUGUAUGGCUACGACAUUCGUCUGGAGGCAUUCGGCACCCAGGGUAUGGCCCUAGCGGAGAACCCACGGGAGAGUUCCACUGUAAUAGACGGGGCCUUUGGUGGUACCAGCCGUCGGCUUUACAACUCCUUCCCGCAGAGGUUUGAGGCGCCAUUUGCUGCUGAGCUCGCGCACUUCAUUGAUUGCAUGGACGGAAAAGCGACUCCUCUGAUAACGAAGGAGGAGAGUCUUUGUGUGGCGGAAAUAAUCGAGAAAGGCAUCCUGUCCUACAAGGAGAAACGGGUAGUCAUGUUCUGAACCCACUUCGACUGCUUCUAUCCAAGUCGUUAGGGACAUCGACCACGACUUGUGUACUUCCGCUAUUCACUUAAUUUGCUAGGGGCAUCGCACAUUGUUUUGUACCUAGUAUAUGACUUGUACAUGAAAAUCAAUGUUCUCUGUUUAUAUGCGGACGGCAUGGAUACGAGACAAAAAGAUGAAUCAAAAUAUACGUCGAAGCUACUUUAGUUGUGGAUAAUUAAUUAUUUGACAUAUUUACGAAACAUUUACAUACAGAGUGAUAGUAUUUAAGACGUAUGUCGACAACUUCUUUUGGAAGCCUAUAAAAAAUCUUACGUGCACACAAUGACUUCCUCAAGAGACGUGGGCACUUUCUUAUAAAGAUGUGUAUUACAAAUCAAGAUGGCAUUUCGUUGAUAGUGAUCCAGUGAAGUCAAAAGGUUCUCCUAUACACUUAUUUGGGUUCACACGGUUGGAACGAACUGGAUAGAAUCAUUAAAGACAUGCCAGAGUUAAUUUGG